Molecule: messenger RNA, 1493 nt
Organism: Podarcis raffonei (Aeolian wall lizard)
Lineage: Eukaryota; Metazoa; Chordata; Lepidosauria; Squamata; Lacertidae
Product: zinc finger protein 501-like
Exons: 1
Coding region: 50-1288 (412 amino acids)
Biological process (GO): negative regulation of transcription by RNA polymerase II
Molecular function (GO): DNA-binding transcription repressor activity, RNA polymerase II-specific
Source: RefSeq, a predicted model, not a curated record
AUCUCUGUUUCUAACACUGCCCACCUCUAGUGUGUGGUCAGCAGUGUUGAUGCAUGGAAUUCUUCCUCUAUCACAAGGGUUAGAGAUCAAUAUUCAAUACAGUGGCACUCCAUUUCUUCCUGCAGCUCUAAUCCAUUUCUUCAUUGCAGGUGGUGAUGAUUCGGAAAUAGAGAGAGAGGAUGCCCAUGACAGAAUCCACACAGUGGAGAAGCCAUUGCCACUCUUGGAGUGUGGAGAGAGCUUCAGUCACAGCUCAAAUUCGACUACCCUCCAAAGAAAUGCUAUUGGGAAGAAACCCUCUCAGUUCUCUGAAUGGGGGGGAACUUUCUGUUGGAAUGAAAGCCUCACUUCACAAGAAAUAAUUCCCACAGGGGAGGACCCACUGAAAUACUUGGAAUGUGGAAAGAGCUUCAGUACGAGUGCACAUCUCAUUUCACAUCAAAUAACUCACAGCAGGGAGAAACCCUAUCAGGGCUUGGAUUGUAGGGAAAGCUUUAAUACAAGCACAACCUUCCGUAAACAUCAGAGAAUUCACAGGGGGGAGAAGCCAUUUCAAUGCCAAGAGUGUGGAAAGAGCUUCAGUCAGAGCACCCAUCUCACAGCCCAUCAAAUAAUUCAUACAGGUGAGAAACCCUAUCAGUGCUUGGAAUGUGGGCGGGGCUUCAAUCACAGGGCGAAUCUCACGGCCCAUCAAAGAAUUCACAGUGGUGAGAAACCCUAUCAGUGCUCAGAAUGUGGGAAGAGUUUCACUGUGAGCUCCGGUCUCACUUCCCACCAAAGAAUUCAUACUGGGGAGAAACCCUAUCAAUGCAUGAGCUGUGGAAACAGCUUCAGUCAGAAGGCAAGUCUCAUUUCCCAUCAAAGAAUUCACAGUGGUGAGAAAUCCUAUCAGUGCUUGGAAUGUGGGAAUAGCUUCAGUCGGAAGCAAAAUCUCACUUCCCAUCAAAGAAUUCACAGUGGUGAGAAACCCUAUCAGUGCUCGGAAUGUGGAAAGAGUUACUGCCAUAGAGCCAAUCUCACUUCCCACCAAAGAAUUCACAGUGCUUGGAACGUGGAAAGAGCUUCUGUAAAAGCGCCCAUCUCGCUACCCAUCAAAGCAUUCAUACCGGGGAGAAAUCCUAUCAAUGAUUGGAUUGUGGAAAGAGUUUCCUCCAGAGAGCCGAUCUCACUUCCCACCAAAGAAUUCACACAGGGGGAAAACCAUAUCAGUGCUUGGAAUGUGGAAAGACCUUUAGUCACCGUGCCAGUCUCGUGGCACACCCAAGAAUUCAGUGGUGAGAAACCAUAACAGUGCUCCCAAUGUGGGAAGAGCUUCACUGUGAGCUCCGGUCUCACUUCCCACCAAAGAAUUCACAGUGGUGAGAAACCAUAUCAGUGCUUGGAAUGUGGAAAGAGCUUCAGUCAGAAGCAAAGUCUCCCUUCCCACCAAAGAAUUCACAGUGGUGAGAAACCAUAUCAGUGCUUGGAAUGUGGAAAGAGCUUAAGUAAGAGGA